Molecule: messenger RNA, 966 nt
Organism: Saxophila tyrrhenica
Lineage: Eukaryota; Fungi; Ascomycota; Dothideomycetes; Mycosphaerellales; Extremaceae
Exons: 4
Coding region: 1-966 (321 amino acids)
Source: RefSeq, a predicted model, not a curated record
AUGGCAGCACUCAUGCCCAAGGGCCUCCCGUGGGCGUCGAGCCUCAGAAACACUACCCAACUGUUCAAAAACCAGCGCUCAUUAGCCAAAGCCUUCUCCACGACAACCUUCCAACGCUCCCAGCCCGGCCUCCUCCUCCACGACGCCAAGACCGGCUACGGCUUCAUCCGCCACAACAAGGUGCCAGAGAAGCCUCGCUCCAAGGGUGUCACCGAGAUCCGCGGACCGUACUACACAGCAAUGGGCCCACGAUACCUCUCCGACGUCUUGGAAACCAUGGGCGGCCAUGUGGACGGGUUGAAAUUCGCUGGUGGGAGCUUCAGUUUGUUUCCUGAGGCGAAGCUUCGCGAGAUUAUUGAUCUAGCUCAUUCCUAUGGGGUUUAUGUGAGCACGGGCGGCUGGAUGGAGCAUAUACUGGCCUCUGGAGGGGAUGUGGACAAGUACAUCGCGACGUGUAGGCGGCUUGGGUUUGAUGUGAUUGAGAUCAGUACUGGGUUCCUGUCAAUUCCGGGUGAAGACUGGUUGAGGCUUGUCGACCGCGUACACAACGCCGGCUUGAAGGCGAAGCCAGAGCUGGGCAUCCAGUUCGGUGCUGGCGGCGACACGGCGACGAGCGAGCUCGAAUCAGUCGGAACCAGCGAUCCUUCGAAACUGCUAAACAUGGCGAAGCGUUUCGUUGACGCCGGAGUGGAGCGGAUGAUGAUCGAGAGUGAAGGGAUUACUGAGAACGUGAACUCGUGGCGGACCGAUGUGAUCCAGAAGAUUCUGAACGAGCUGCCGAUGGAGAAGGUCAUGUUUGAGGCUGCGGAUCCGAGUGUGUUCAACUGGUACAUUCGAGAGUUCGGCAUUGAUGUGAACCUCUUCGUGGAUCACUCGCAGAUCGUACAGCUGGCGGGCUUGAGGGCAGGCAUCUGGGGCAAGAGUGAUACGUUCGGCAAGAUUGUGUCGUAUCGGCCAGCGGACUGA